This is a messenger RNA of Neltuma alba, 1366 nucleotides long. RefSeq names its product protein COFACTOR ASSEMBLY OF COMPLEX C SUBUNIT B CCB4, chloroplastic. Gene Ontology annotation, biological process: cytochrome b6f complex assembly. Gene Ontology annotation, cellular component: chloroplast. NCBI's taxonomy places the organism in Eukaryota, Viridiplantae, Streptophyta, Magnoliopsida, Fabales, Fabaceae. The record is from RefSeq and is a predicted model, not a curated record. The transcript is spliced from 7 exons. The coding region runs from base 1 to 1059 and encodes 352 amino acids.
AUGCGGCAAUUGAUUCUUAAUAUAAAUGAUUUUCAGUUCAUUUUCUCCCUCAAAGCAGAGAAGGCAAAAGGGCGGUUUAUCCGUUUGCUGCCAGCAUUUGGAAAUGCGAAGCUCAUGACUUCGAUGGAAGCGGGAAGUCUCCUCAAGUGUCGAUUCCUUACUAGCACUUCGUUUCGACCCGCCGCAAAAUCCUCAUCAUUUCCUUCUCUUCCUCCAAUUUUCUCGUUCCACUUCGGGGUUUCAUCCUCGUCGUCUUCUUCUUCCCAUUCUCCAAUCACGAAUUCCAAACCUAAUUACAGAGUGCCCAAGCCCAAACGAGACUGGAUCGCCGAUUGGGUCUCCCAGAAUGACGACACUGUUCGUACUUUACCCAUCUACAUUGGCGCCGCUUCCCUCUUGGUCGUUCUCUUUAAUCGCGCCCUUUAUGGCAUCGCUCCUGUUGCUGAUGCUAGCAGUUCACAAUCUAGAGCGGACCUCUUGACUGUAGCAUUGGCUGUCACCAAUGUCUUAACUGGUCUGGUAUGGCUGUCUAUAAGACCAAAAUCUAUUGCUACGGUAGAUCCCCAAGGAGUUGAAUGUAAGAGGGUGUGUAGUCCUCUCCCUGACUAUGCAGUUACUGAGCUGCUCUGGGUGUGGGAAUCUCUAUCAGAUGUCACACGCUGCAGAUCACUUGUUAUUGUUUAUGAAAACGUUUGUGUGCUUCAAAUUGGUUGCGCAGCAGAAGCUUCUUCUAGGAAGGGGGAGGCCGUUAAUGUGGAUGCCGAUAAAUUAAUGCGAGGAACAUUAUAUCAGGGUGUUAUAAAAUCUGGGGCUCAGAGUUACUUGGCUAACCUAUCUCUUUAUCCUGGGAAAUCUGAGCUGCCAUUUUUGCCUUCAAACACUCAGGCAGUAAUUUUGCAACCACUUGGAGACAAAGGAAUUGCAAUUAUUGGUGGUGACACAAUACGAGGUUUCACUACUUCUGACCAGGCAUGGAUUACUCUUAUUGGAGAAAAGCUGGAUUCUACCCUUGCAAAACAUGCGAGGCAGCUUCAACUUACUUCACAAGAUUCAAUUUGAAGACGUUAGAAGGUAUUGAAUUUAGGGGGAAAAGCAUGCGAUGUAACCUAUGAUAUUUUGAUUAUAUUAGAUUUUACCGUCCAUCUAUCGUAAAUAUUUCAGUUGAUUUCGUUGCCAUUGGGAGGGUCAAAUUGACCCAUACACAUUAACAGAUCCCUCAAAAAAAAAAAAAAAAACAAAGCACUACUCUCUCUGGCGCGCGUGCGCGCACAAAAACACAAGGCAGUUCUACUAUGAUUUGUAAAUCAUUCGUAGUAUUCAUAUAUAGUAAGACGAUCUUUAGUACAAGAGUUAAUUUGAUUUUUAA